AUGGCAACGACACAUCUCUUCCUAUUGAUAUUUCCAUUGCUAUUUCUUGCUGCAGCACUGAACGCGGAAGUUUUAAAAAAGAUACAAUGCGAAAGAGGACCAUUAGACGUUGUAUUUUUGGUAGAUACAAAUGAUUUCAAUAAUACCAUCGAUUUCAAUAAACAGCGGAGUAAAAUUAUUGAUAUAAUCAGGUAUUUAAAAAAUAUAUCAGUGGAACGUGAUAUCUCAUACAGUGUUAUAGAAUUUCAUCGAAAUCCCGUCAUUUUACUGCCAAUUUUAUCACCGUUUGCUUCUCAACCUGCGAAGGUAGUAGAUUAUAUCAAAACACUAGAAUCUCGUACAAAAUUUGACAGUUCACCAGCUCGAGCACUUGAAUUAGCUGCAAAACAGUUUAUCAAUAGCAGUCGUGUUAUCUCGAGUAAAUUGAUUAUUCUGGCUCAUGAUGGUAUUUCGACAGAUUUGAUAGCUGAAACAUUGGAAGCUAAGAAUAACUUAGAACGUAUUGGUGUGAAAUUAUUCGCUAUCACGUCAACUACAAAACCAAAUCUUCCGGCUCUUGUAGGAUACACUACAAAUCGCCGGUAUGUAUAUGUCACGGAAUCUGAUCGUGAUGUCUUUUAUGAGGAAAUGAAAAGG
Messenger RNA from Acanthocheilonema viteae, 636 nucleotides. NCBI's taxonomy places the organism in Eukaryota, Metazoa, Nematoda, Chromadorea, Rhabditida, Onchocercidae. The record is from the annotation of a GenBank genome assembly.